Messenger RNA from Ambispora leptoticha, 2076 nucleotides. Lineage: Eukaryota; Fungi; Glomeromycota; Glomeromycetes; Archaeosporales; Ambisporaceae. The record is from the annotation of a GenBank genome assembly.
AUGUUCGUCUCAGACAACGAGUUUACCCAACUAUUAGAAGACUUAUCGACCGUUGCCACCAAUUACAAUCUGGAUACUUCCUCGAAUCAGGCUGCAGCUGCCAACAACAUUUCAGCAGCCCAACAAAGGAACACCAAUAAUAACUCUUCUCUAAAUAUGUCUCCUCUCCUCACACAGACACAGAAGGAGAGUGGAAAUACUAGAGAUUACGUUUCUGACACGGUAGCCUCUUCGGCAUAUCCGCCACCCGCGCAGGACCCACAACGUGUACUGCGACAAAUGAUGAGUCUGUGUAAACAUAUUUAUUAUCGAGGUUUGAUCGAGGGUAGCGGGAGUGAUGUGACCAUAAGAGCAUUUGGUAAAGAUUAUCAUCUGCAUCGAAUUAUCCUUUUCCAAAACACCUACUUCUCGGUGUUGAUGGAAGGUCCGUGGAAGGAGAAUGGCGCAAAUGCAAUAGAAUUAAGAUUUGACGAUGAAAAUAUCACACGUGACGCAUUUGAAAUUGCACUUGGGCGUCUUUAUGGUCGUCUGGAUGAUGUUAUACUACCCUCGCAGGUGCUUAAUCUACUCGCCACUGCUUCAUUUCUCGACCUACAAGAUAUAUGUGAAACGUGCGUCGAGGUGAUCCUACGGGAUAUCAAGGAAGACACCGUGGUUCACUACCUUACCUUUGCCACGUCACAUUUUUACGGAACUCAUUCUGAGAAAAUCACUGAAUCAUGUUUCACGUACUUGUGUCGAGAAGGUUUCGAUAAUUUACGAUUAAGAUCGGCGUUUUUGUCAUUACCCGCUGAAUGGCUAAAACGAGUGCUUGAGAGUGAUGCUUUUUGGGUGCCGAGUGAAUACGAGCGUUAUUUAUUUGCGAGGGAAGUGAUCAGUAAUCGAAGAAAAAUUGCAUCAGAUCAGAAGCGAAAUAGUAUGGGAGAUCAUCAACAAAUGAUGUAUUCAAUGGACAAUAAUAAUGGUAAUAGUAUACCUGAUUCACCCACAACUCCUACCCCAACCUCGCCAAGAAUUAAACGAUUAUCUGAACCUGCAUUCACAUAUCACACGCGAAGAUCCGCAUCAAUAUGCUCAACCUCAUCCACUUCAUCCUCUUGUAUUCCAGUCGAUAGUGACGAGCAAAUAUACACCGCUAUCUUUUCCUACGGCAUUUAUUAUGCUCACAUGAGAUUCGAAGAGUUGAACUCCAUUCUUAAUGAUCGUGAUAUAAUUAACAAUGCGCCGUUCGCGCCAAAUCACGUGUUAAAGGAAGCAUUAUGGCAGCAGAUUGAUCUAAGGAAUAAGAUUGAAAAUGCAUUAGAAACGGAUGUCACGCUUGGUAUUUCGUCAUCGGAAAUACCCCCGGGAUUUCAUUUCGAAAUUCCUUCUGAUGACACAACUCAUAUUGGGGAAGCACUGACCGGUCUUGAUGAUAUGAUUGGUGGUGGAACAAAAGCAAUGAAAGAUGGUGAGGGAAGAGGGAGCGUAGAAUAUUCAUUGUUUGCCCCAUUUAGAUUCAGCGUUGAAUUUGCUGAUGUGGCAAAAUUAAAAGAAAAACAACGGGUAUAUUCUAAAACGAAAUUUUAUGCUGGAUCAAACUGGAAUAUGUAUAUACAAAAGAUAAAAACGCCGAGAAAAGGAAUUCAGCUUGGAGUUUAUUUACAUCGUCAUUCAAUGCCCGAUAUAUCAUCUAACUCGAAUCUAAAUGGAUCAUCAAGCAACAAACCUAAUGGCACCACACCUUCAUCCUCUUCUGGUGUCGAUUCCAAUGAUCAAUUUGCCACGCGUCAAUCAUUGUUAAUGCGCAACAUGAACAGUGAAAAGAGUUUCUCACGAUACGCCGAUAGAAGGAAAACUGUCAGAACAUGGUUCAAGAUCUUUUGUCCGGCAAGAGGUCCAAGCCACGUAUUGACCCAGUUUCAGAGUAGUCCUGACAAUUUUGCAUUGAUGCAAAGUUGGGGUUGGCGAAGCUCAAGUUUGUGUUCCGAUGAUUAUUUAUUAGAUGUUCGAGACUUUGAUUCAACUAUGGCUUCGGCCAUGUCAAGCUCCACCUCAUCAACCCUGAAAUUCUCGGUGGUGAUGGGACAUGUGUAA